Molecule: messenger RNA, 1497 nt
Organism: Trichoderma breve
Lineage: Eukaryota; Fungi; Ascomycota; Sordariomycetes; Hypocreales; Hypocreaceae
Product: fungal specific transcription factor domain-containing protein
Exons: 6
Coding region: 1-1497 (498 amino acids)
Biological process (GO): positive regulation of transcription by RNA polymerase II
Cellular component (GO): nucleus
Molecular function (GO): DNA-binding transcription factor activity, RNA polymerase II-specific; zinc ion binding; transcription cis-regulatory region binding
Source: RefSeq, a predicted model, not a curated record
AUGGAUCACCAAACAAAAAAAAGGUGCUGGAAUUGCCGCUCUGGUAAGAAGUCAUGCGACAGACAGGUUCCAUCCUGUGGGAACUGCCUGAGACGGGGUAUAACGUGUGAGGGAUACGGAAUGCUUCUAUCGUGGCCAAAGGGAUCUGACAAUCGGAGAUCCAUUGUCUGCAUCCCCGAAAUCGAACUGCCCAUACAUAAAAGGCCCCUGUAUUAUAUUGACUUGGGUCAUAGAGAUUUGGAGCUAUCAUUUGAACUCCGCAAUUCCAGAUGGAGCGACCUUUGCCAAAAUCACUUCGCCCACGAAGUAGGUCUACCGCAUUUCCCAGAAGCGCCUUCAUCCGACAUUGCAGAUCCACCCACUGGUGGAACACCGCAAGGAUGUGAUGAAAUGGGAGUCAUUCAAGUUACUUUUGGCGAGAAUGUAGAUGACAUCCAGCAGCUAUUUAGGGAGAUGAUUGCAAACAGCUCGGCGUCGGCUACCACAGCUCUUCGCCACGCGCUGCUAGCAUUAUGCUUUCAAUACCUAGCCAUUACUCCAAAUGCUAUUUAUCAUCAAAAUCGGUCGAUAAAAGGCUUACAGAGUGCUAUGGAGAAAUCAUUGCCGUGGGAUCACGAAGAAGCUUUCCCAAUGGUAGCAGUUAGUAUGCUACUCAGUUUGUACGAGAUGGAAAACGGCGAGUCCUCACUUCGCUGGGCUAUAUUUUUUAGCGGUACUAAGAGGAUCCUUGAUACCAUCUACAAUCCGGAAGAGACUUACGAAGGCAAUGCAGCAAUUAUCAUGGACUGGAUCUUGUAUUGCUCCACCAUGUAUAAAUUCAGUGUUCUUCAUUGGCUUCGAAUAGAUGAACUGCAAACGUGGCUGGAGAGACAGAAGAAAGUAAUAUCAAAGCCUCUCCACUCGGCUCGCCGCCAAUUUAUCUUGCCCUCUUGGGGAUGCUCUCUAGAACUAUUGGAUAUUCUACACGACAUUUUCAACGACGUCCACGAUCGAGAUACCGAACAGUACAAUUCUCCAGAGCACACUGCGAGAUUAAAUACGCUUGAAUGGCGACUACGAUGCCUGAGCCAACGUGAAGAGCACGAUGCGCCAAGCGCGAAUGCACCUUCGUACAACCGUCGAGCGGCAGAGUUCUACCGACUGAAUGCGCUACUCUAUCUCGAGCGAGUUGCCCGCGGCAGUCCCCGAGACGCCCAAAAAGUCGUCGAGCUUGUGACAAAAGCGUAUACACUACUGGAUAGCAUGGAGACUUUCGAUCGUCCUUGGCCGCUCUUUGUCUUGGCCCUCGAAGCAUCAACGGAAGACGAACGACGGACAGUAUUACAGGUAAUAGAGUCAGUGUUAGAGCGCCUACCCUUACGAAAAUGGGUGAUGCUACGAAGAAUGGUACAACAGGCUUGGGGCCAGAGCGAUUUGGCCGACUUUCAGAGUUUAGAUGCGCUGGUUUUAUAUAGAUCAGUGAUGAAUGUGCAUCGUGUGCCACCUUCUUUUAUCUAA